Baudoinia panamericana UAMH 10762 is the source of this 848-nucleotide messenger RNA. RefSeq lists its product as uncharacterized. The transcript is spliced from 2 exons. Bases 237 to 674 code for a protein of 145 amino acids. The record is from RefSeq and is a predicted model, not a curated record. Lineage: Eukaryota; Fungi; Ascomycota; Dothideomycetes; Mycosphaerellales; Teratosphaeriaceae.
GGCGAUUGCCGUAAAUGCCGCCCGACUAACUCUCUUCACUCAAUGUCCAAGCCUCUGCUAGUCGUGUUAACGCUCGAACAAAUCUCAGUCUCUCAGCUAUCAACACCGACCAAUCGACAACACAGCGAAUAUGGCCAAACAAGUGGAGUCGACCACAAGUACAAAACUUGUCCGGGAUUCUGGAUACACCCACUGCAGGCAAUGUACAACCGGCCACGAAGCGUGGUUUGCUCGACAUGCCGCCUGAGGUCUGGAGCCGCAUCUGCAGGGAAGCUGUCAUUCGCACGGUAGAUACGCCAGUGGUUGCGCACUUGGAGCCCCACAAGAAUGAGGAUUCCGUCCGCCAACCGGCCAUAACUCGUACCUGCAGACAGAUUCGCGCCGAGACGCUUCCGACUUACUACUCAAACCUGUUCUCAUACUAUCCCGCGUUUGUGCAUAAAAGGGAUGCCCGGGACAUGGAACCCUUAAUUCAGUGGCUCACAAGCAUCGGACCAGCUAACCGGCAGCAUAUAGCUCGUCUAAGCAUAGUCGUGUUCCACCUGUUGGGUACAGCAGACUCCUUCGUCUCAUGGAUUCGCAAUCUGCUCGCGCCGCUCGGCUAUGAUGCGCGGGACGAGUUGCGCGUUCAACACAUUUGGACGAUGUUGGACAUUGUGUACGUCAAGCAUUGACCGCCAGAUCCACACGCGACCAUGCUAUCACUAUAAGCUCUUCUCUGUUACGGAGCGAGCAACGUGGAGGCUUGAGUUUCCGGUGUAGGCAUCACAGCAGCUACUGUGGCUCGGAAGGGAGACAGUGCGCGUGCCGCCAGCGCCGUAGUUGCAUCGGCUGAGCAGAAAAGACUU